GAAAUCACCAAGGAAGCAAGAAGAACACAAACACGCAAGCGAGCUACCUGCAAAGUAGAGACAUUGAGUUUUGCUAGUUUCUACUCGAUAGACAGGAACGAUGGCCGGAGGUGGAGGAGACGAUGUGAAGCUGCUGAGCUUUUGGGCGAGCCCGCCGGCCCUGCGAGUGCGCCUGGCGCUCAGCAUCAAGGGCGUGAACCACGAGUACGUGGAGGAGGACCUCCGGAACAAGAGCGAGCUGCUCCUCCAGUCCAACCCCGUCCACAAGAAGGUCCCGGUGCUGAUCCACGGCGGCAAGCCCGUCUGCGAAUCGCUGGUCAUCGUCCAGUACAUCGACGAGGCUUUCAGCGGCCCUCUACUCCCAGCCGACCCCUACGAGCGCUCCGUGGCUCGGUUCUGGGCCGCCUUCGUCGACGACAAGUUCGCGAAGGCGAUGUACCAGGCGUCAUGGGGCAAGACGGAGGAGGAGAAGGCGGAGGGGAAGAAGCAGGUGUUGGAGGCGGUGGAGACCCUGGAGGGAGCCCUGAGGGAGUGCUCCAAGGGGAAGAGCUUCUUCGGCGGCGACAGCCCCGGGUACGUGGACGUGGUGCUCGGCGGCAUGCUCGCGUGGGUGCGCGCCGGUGAGGUGAUGCUGGGAGUCAAGACCUUCGACCCUACCACGACGCCUCUCCUGGCCGCGUGGGCGGACAGCUUCGGCGCGCUGGACGCGGUGGAGGCGGUCAUGCCGGACGUCGGAAGGUUGGUCGACCUUGCCGUGAAGAUGCAGUCUGCUGCGGCGGCCGAGGCUGCCCCAGUGGCUAACCUGGAGAUCCGAAACAAGUUCCAACCAGAAAUGGCCGGCGGAGGAAACAACGAAGUGAAGCUGCUGGGCAUGUGGGCGAGCCCUUUCGUCCUGCGAGCGCAGCUUGCUCUCAGCCUCAAGGGCAUCAGCUACGAGUACGUGGAGGAGGACCUCAAGAGCAAGAGCGAGCAGCUCCUCACAUCCAACCCCGUGCACAAGGCGGUGCCGGUGCUGAUCCACGGCGGCAAGCCCGUCUGCGAGUCGCUGGUCAUCCUGCAAUACAUAGACGAGGCCUUCGCCGGAAUCGGCCCCUCUCUCCUCCCGGAGGAUCCCCAUGACCGCGCCGUUGCUCGCUUCUGGGCAUCUUACAUCGACGACAAGCUGGUGAAAGCGUCGACCCAGGCGUCGAGGGGCAAGACGGAGGAGGAGAAGGAGGAGGGGAAGAAGCAGGCGGCGGCCGCGGUGGAGACCCUGGAGGGAGCCCUGAAGGAGUGCUCCAAGGGGAAACCAUUCUUCGGUGGCGACAACGCUGGGUAUGUGGAUGUCGUGCUCGGUGGCCUCCUCGCAUGGGCUCGCGCGGGAGAUUUGAUGAAGGGCGUCAAGACCUUCGACCCCGCCACGACUCCGCUCCUGGCCGCGUGGGCGGACAGCUUCGGCGCGUUGGACGCGGUCGAGGCAGUCAUGCCGGAGGUCGGCAAGCUAGUUGAGUUUGCCAUGGCUAUGCAUGCUCACGCCGCGGCCGCGGCAGCCGCCGCCGCAACUAACUAAAGAGGCGUUGCUCUCGUUUGUAUGCAGCUCUGCUUGAUAGUGUGCCGAACAAUCAGAGAUAUCUGUGUUUUCUAUGUUUGUUUUUGUCAACCUUAUGUAUGGACACUUCGUCAUUACCGGGACAUGUGGAUCAGAACUAAACUUGU
Lolium rigidum is the source of this 1695-nucleotide messenger RNA. RefSeq lists its product as uncharacterized. Gene Ontology annotation, molecular function: glutathione transferase activity. The record is from RefSeq and is a predicted model, not a curated record. Gene Ontology annotation, biological process: glutathione metabolic process. Gene Ontology annotation, cellular component: cytoplasm. The transcript has 4 exons. NCBI's taxonomy places the organism in Eukaryota, Viridiplantae, Streptophyta, Magnoliopsida, Poales, Poaceae. Bases 101 to 1549 code for a protein of 482 amino acids.